Molecule: messenger RNA, 2139 nt
Organism: Plutella xylostella (diamondback moth)
Lineage: Eukaryota; Metazoa; Arthropoda; Insecta; Lepidoptera; Plutellidae
Source: RefSeq, a predicted model, not a curated record
AUAAAGAUAAAAUAUACCAGUGUUUCAAUUCAGUUUAUUCAUACCAACACAAAAGAUAACUGAACAAUGAGUGACGAGACGAUUCGCGACACCUCCGACCGGGGACGACUCUGCGAGCUGAUCGACAGUAAGAAGACGAGGAAAGAAAGAUCCAGGUCCCGCCCCUCCAGACCCAUCUCCGCCAGUAGCUCCACCAGUGAACGAACUAAUAAACACAUCAAACACACCAUCAAAAGAAACAAACUGUUUAUGAUGAUGAAUACACCCGCACUACUCGACGAAACUUCGGAUAAAACUGCGUACGCAGACAUCAAGAGAGUGUUGAAAAGGGCAACUGAUGAGGAUACUGAAAACUUUAGCUCUGUCCAAGAUAUAGAGGAAGAAUCUGAACUAGCUACGAAAACUAUCGAUAAUAAUGAUGGAAAAUCUUCUGCAGUUACAUACAUUAAAUCUAUCAAUUUCUAAAUUGAACCGUUUGAAAUUUAGGAACAUUUCAAAAUGAGCGACAAUGCGAUAAGUUUUACCUCCUUUGUGGAGAGAUCCUCCGACAACAUAAUAAAAAGGGUGAAGAAAGAGAGGUCUCGUUUACGAAGCACCCGACCCCUGAGACCUGGCACCACUAGCUCCAUCACCAAGCGAUCGAGGAAGCUCAACAAGCUGGGCAUCAGCCGCGGCCGCGUCAUCAUGAUGAUGAAGUCACCAUCCGACUUGAAGGAAACCAGGACGGCAGCGCUGAAGAAAAUAUUAAAUCGGCAAAUUGAGUCCAUAAAUGAUGAAAAUGAAGCUGAAGAUUCGUAUCAAGUUAGCGACCCUGACAACAGACAAGAAAGCCAAGAAUUUAUUCCGACAUCCUCACAGAAGCAUAAGAAAUGCAAUAAGUUUUGAAUUUGAUAACAAAUAGUUAGUAUUAGAAUGGGUGAUAAUCCACCACAAACUAUCCCUGAUACUAGAGCGAUACCGGCCCAACCAUCCCUAAAGAACCAAUCUCUGGACACAAAGACUAGGAAGAAGAGACAGAGCAGAUCGCGGUCGCGGACCCCGCACCACGCCCGCAGGAAGCCCUCGCCAGGGUCCCUCGCUAAACUGUGCAAGUACGACCCCAACCGCGUCAGCCGCAGUAAAGUCUACCUCGUGUCAACGCCGAAAAAACUACACAAAUCCCUUUACGAAGACAUUUGUGAAGUUGUGAAAGAUAGUAGUAAUGACGAAAUAUUAGAGAAUACAACGGGACGCCACUGAUAACUUAUUGGAAAAAAGAAAAAACUAAGUCAUAAUCACUGAAAGUGCAACCAUGCCUCCUAAAACGGGAUCAGCGGUAUCAGGUGCCUCCACCUCGGAGACAUGGGAGAUGUCUGACGACGAGGCGAAGGCGCCCGCGCCGGCCGAGAAGGCGGUCAAGCCCCGGCCACACUACUACUUCCCGCCCAUCUGCACGGGCAAGGCCGCCCACGACAUCAUCUGGACGUAUAUAAGGAACAAACUGGAGGGCAAGAAGAAGAAGUUCCCUUGUCCUCCUCACUGUCAGUGUGAAGCCCUUCAGUGCCCAUUCACAUCGAUCAAAGACACGGUCCUGGAUAAGCUUUGCAUACGAGAAACCCUGGAGCUGAACGUGGACCCGUGCAGCUGUGACCCGCUCUGCAUGAAGUUCAAGAAGAAGGGCAGCACCAAGUUCAAGAGCCUUCUAGAGGAGAGCAGCAGCGAGGACACCAGCAGCUCCGAAGACCAGGAGUCUGGAAUCAACUUGAGGAAGAAGAAGGAUAGGAAGAAGGGAGAACACAAAGCCACUUCUGGCAUCGGGACGAAGUUCAACGCUCCUCCGAAGAAGCCGGACUUUGAUGAGGUUCCGAAGUUUAACUUCAGGAAGCUGAAGGGAAGCCUGACGAAGCAGGUGUCGAGGAGCAAGAAGGCCAAGAUGGAGCGCAUCAUCAUAGCCAACAGACGCUGGUUCCCUGAGGACAUGGAGGCCUCGUCUGAUGCUGCCUCGUCAAAUUAGGAUAGCGGAAAAGCUUUCGAGUUCUGAUGCAUGGAGGGAAGAUGGUUCUUUCCUUUUGGAAUGGUUAAGGCAGUCCUCGUCAGCCCCCACCGUAAGAACCCAGAGAACAGCCGACGACGCGACACACUACAAGCGAAGGGUAUCGA